AUGAGAGAACCUCUCUGCCUCAAGAUUGCCGUCAUGGCCGAGCAAUUUGCAGAAGAUCCUGCUUGGUUUGUUGAUGUUGUUCUUCAACUAAUCACAAUGGCUGGCGAUGAGUGCUCCGAUGGUGUCUGGCAUCGUGUUAUCCAGGUUGUUUCCAAUGUACAGUCACUCCAGAGAUAUGCAACAAUGACAUCUUUCGGAUCAAUGUGCUCAAACAACCCACACGACAGACUUAUCGCUCUCACAGCACAGCUUGUUGGUGAAUAUAUCCAAAUUAUCGAUAUCAGACCAGAAGAAGUCAUCAAAGAGUUCAUUGCCAAGUACAAAGUUGCAUCUGACAUUUCCAAGGGCAUUAUUAUCACUGCUCUUGCUAAGAUUGGUGCUAAGUAUCCACCAGGCAGACCAGCAGUCUUAGAAUUCAUCCAAACUUUAACUUCAUCAACAAAUAUCGACAUUCAACAACGCGCAAUCGAAUAUAUUACAAUACUUAAUGCUCCACCACAAGUCAUACAAGCUGUUUUCAAGCCAAUUCCACCGUUUGAGAACAAGAAAUCUUCAUUAUUACGUAAAGUCAUGCUCGAACAGGCCGAAGAUGGCCUCGAAGAGGAAGAUGAAGAGGACAACAACGAAGAAGACCCAUCGAAGUUCGUUACACAGCUUCCUACAAAGGCAGCACCAGCAUCAGCAGCUCCUGCAGCCGCUCCAGCCCCAGAACCAAAGAACAACGCCGACGCAAUGGAUCUUCUUGGCCUUGGCGCUCCAGCAGCAGCUCCAGCCCAACCGAAACCAGUUGCAAAACCAACAGAUUUCGGACUUGGAGCUCCAGCAGCACCACAGAACGCUGUUUCAGACUUACUCAGCUCUGCACCUGUUGCAAUUGUUCCUGCACCUCUUAAUAACAAAGAAGCCAUUAAGAAACACUUUUUGGCAAACGACCAAGGUCUUUGUUUCGAAGAUUCGAACAUUGCUGUCAAUCUUUCGAUCCAAGUCAACCAUCCAAACGCCAUUUUAUCAUUCAAUAUACAGAAUAAGACAGGUGGAAUCCUUACAAACGUUGGAGUUCACAUUCCUCCUGUUCCUUUCCUUGCCGUUCAAUCGAAACCAGGAGCUCCUCAAAUCAACCGUGGAGAAAUGACUGUUUACCAAUUCGCUUUGAGAGUCAGACAGCCAUUUAUCGAUCCACCAUCUUAUACACUUAAAUACACAUGGAAUGAGCAGAGCCACAACGAAGUCUUGGAUUUACCUUUCAACAUUUUCAAGUUCACUGCUCCAUUCAACAUGGAUUACAACAACUUCUUCGCUCGUUGGGGACAGUUGACUUCUCCUGCACAACAGGCAACAACAUCAUUCAAUCCAGUCGGAGAUCCAACAAACCAGAUGAAGCAGAUUAUGACAUCUGUUUUGGAAGUUCCUGUUUUGCCAUUGCAAGUUCCACCAGGAAAUGUCUGCGGCGCUGGAAUUAUCAAUGCAGAAGGUGGCGUUUUGGGAAUUUUGUGCAGAUUCUUCGUGGAAAAUGGCAAAUGCAACGUUCAGAUCAACGGAACGUCACCACAAAUCACUGCUGCAGUUCAGAAGGUUCUUGAUUUAUACUUCAAAUAA
This is a messenger RNA of Trichomonas vaginalis G3, 1596 nucleotides long. RefSeq names its product clathrin adaptor protein. Bases 1 to 1596 code for a protein of 531 amino acids. Lineage: Eukaryota; Parabasalia; Trichomonadida; Trichomonadidae. The record is from RefSeq and is a predicted model, not a curated record. The transcript has a single exon. Gene Ontology annotation, molecular function: clathrin-cargo adaptor activity. Gene Ontology annotation, biological process: intracellular protein transport; clathrin-dependent endocytosis. Gene Ontology annotation, cellular component: membrane coat; AP-2 adaptor complex.